This is a messenger RNA of Erinaceus europaeus (western European hedgehog), 2975 nucleotides long. It is a transcript of the gene NUP54, whose product is annotated as nucleoporin 54. The record is from RefSeq and is a predicted model, not a curated record. The transcript is spliced from 13 exons. Gene Ontology annotation, biological process: protein localization to nuclear inner membrane; nuclear pore organization; NLS-bearing protein import into nucleus. Gene Ontology annotation, cellular component: nuclear pore central transport channel; nuclear pore. Lineage: Eukaryota; Metazoa; Chordata; Mammalia; Eulipotyphla; Erinaceidae. Gene Ontology annotation, molecular function: structural constituent of nuclear pore. Bases 605 to 2281 code for a protein of 558 amino acids.
CCGUGAAAUGGAGGGAUAAUAACAGCGACCUUCCUCGAAGAACAUCUGCGGGCUAAGACCUGUAAAGUGCGUGGGACGCGGCCCAGCAAACAACAACCACGAGUCAGUUGCUAUUCCCACGACCGCGCAGGUCCCCCCGCGCGCCCGCUGCUACGUAGAUACCAGGACGCAGAACAGCACCACUUCCGCCAGGCGCUUCCGGACAUGGCGACUCUGCAACUCGCGAGCGCUACAGUUCUCCACGCUGCCGUCUGCAUCUUGCCGGCUGUGCUCCACGCGAUCUCCCCCGCCUUUCCCAGAGGACUUCCCUAAGGCAGUCUUUAAAGGUGUUCGGGCUGCAGGCCACAAGCAGCCUCCCAGCUUUGCGCCUUUGUCUUGUGGCAUCGAGCCCUGUGAAGCCGCAAAGCCUUCGGGAAGCUAGCCAGACCCGGUGCGUUCUGCCUUUCUCCACACCCCCGACGUCCGCUGUGCCUUCCGGCUGCUAGGGCUAGGCCGGAAAGGAAGUGGAACUGCGUGGCCCGGGGAGCGGUUUCCCCGCCGGACCUAUAAAUACAGCGUACGGGGGAGUCGCUGGAGCGCCUUCUCAGUCUCCUGCUCCAGCGACAUGGCCUCCAGCUUUGGGGCUCCCUUUGGCACUUCGGGCACCGCUGCAGCCACCGCAGCUCCCGCUGGAUUUGGUGGGCUUGAGACUGCCAACUCCACCGCCAGUGGGUUUAAUUUUGGGGGUUUCGGAUUAACUGCUAAUCCUGCAGUGAACUUUAAUAUUGGGAAUUUCGGUGUUUCAACAACCUCGGCGACUCCAUUCAAUUUUGGUAACAGUCUGGCAAGUGCAGGUGCUUUUGGAGGAUUUGGAACCACAACUACAACAGCAGGCUCUGCAUUCAGCUUUUCUGCUCCAACUAACACAGGCACUAGUGGACUCUUUGGCAGUACUCAGAACAAAGGUUUUGGAUUUGGUACUGGUUUUGGCACAGCAACAGGAACUACUACUGGCUUGACAACUGGACUAGGAUUUGCAGGAUUUAAUACACAGCAGCCUCAGCAGCAACAAACGACAUUAGGUCUCUUCAGUCAACCUGCACAAGCUCCUACCCAGUCCAACCAAUUGAUAAAUACCGCAAGUGCUCUUUCUGCUCCAACACUAUUGGGAGAUGAGAGAGAUGCUAUUUUGGCAAAGUGGAAUCAGCUGCAGGCCUUUUGGGGAACAGGAAAAGGAUAUUUUAACCAUAACAUUGCACCAGUGGAAUUCACACAAGAAAAUCCCUUUUGCAGAUUUAAGGCAGUGGGUUAUAGUUGUAUGCCCAAUAAUAAAGAUGAAGAUGGACUAGUGGUUUUAGUUUUCAACAAGAAAGAAACAGAUAUUCGAAGCCAGCAACAGCAGUUGGUAGAAUCAUUGCAUAAAGUUUUGGGAGCACACCAGACCCUUACUGUAAAUGUAGAGGGUAUUAAAACAUUGCCAGAUGAUCAGACAGAAGUUGUCAUUUAUGUUGUUGAGCGUUCUCCAAAUGGUACUUCAAGAAGAGUUCCAGCUACAACACUCUAUGCCCACUUUGAACAAAACAAUAUAAAAACACAACUGCAGCAAAUUGGUGUAACCCUUUCUAUGACCAGGACAGAACUUUCUCCUGCACAGGUCAAACAACUUUUACAGAAUCCCCCUGCUGGUGUUGAUCCAAUUAUCUGGGAGCAAGCCAAGGUGGAUAACCCAGAUUCUGAGAAGUUAAUUCCUGUGCCGAUGGUGGGUUUCAAAGAACUGCUUCGGAGAUUAAAAGUUCAAGAUCAGAUGACUAAGCAACAUCAAACAAGACUAGAUAUUAUAUCUGAAGAUAUUGGUGAAUUACAGAAGAAUCAGACUACAACUAUGGCCAAAAUUGCACAAUAUAAGAGGAAACUCAUGGAUCUUUCCCAUAGAACCUUACAGGUGCUGAUCAAACAAGAGAUUCAGAGGAAGAGUGGGUACGCCAUCCAGGCUGAUGAAGAGCAGUUGCGAGUUCAGCUAGAUACAAUCCAGUGUGAACUAAAUGCACCUACUCAGUUUAAGGGCCGAUUAAAUGAACUGAUGUCCCAAAUCAGAAUGCAGAAUCAUUUUGGAGCAGUCAAAUCCGAAGAAAGAUAUUAUAUAGAUGCAGAUUUGUUACGAGAAAUCAAGCAGCAUUUGAAACAACAACAAGAAGGCCUUAGCCACUUGAUUAGCAUCAUAAAAGAUGAUCUAGAAGAUAUAAAAUUGGUAGAACAUGGAUUGAAUGAAACCAUACACAUCAGAGGUGGUGUCUUUAGUUGACAGUUCACACAGUUUAUGCUAAAGGUUUGUGAAAUAUAUCUUCAUCAGGCCUUCGUUAAGUGUGAAACUGACAAUAUGGAAGAAAAAAAAGAAAGAAAAAAAUCUUCUCCUAGCUUGGUUUCUGAGGUUGCUGACAGUUGACUGACCAUCACAUCUGAAAUAGCAUAGUCACUUCACAGCUCUUCAGAGAUAGCCUUUUAAAGAUUUAUACCUAAAAACUGUAUUUACUUUAAAAAGUGCAUAAUAAUCAAAAAUACGUUCUGUUGUACAUUUCUUUAACAGCGAUGGUAAAAGUAAUCAGUGUUUAUUGAUUAUUCUCUAUUGAGCCUAUAGUUUGCAUUCCAUACCAAGUAAAUGUGAAAUGCCUACUUUGCAUAUAACAAACUAAUUACUUGGCUACUAGAGAUUUGUACUUUAGAUGUAAAUGUACAUCAGUUUUAUAUUUGUGAAUUCAUCUGGGAAGGAGAAGAGAAAAUCCAAGACUAUUUAAUGAUUAAUGUAGUUUUCUUUUUGUUCUAUAAAGAUUUGAAAAUAUAUUUUUAUAUUUUGCUUAUUUGAAAUUUACAGAACACACCUAAACAAUUAGGAUAUAACAAACUUACAUUUUAUCAUUUUUGCAUCUUUUGUGUUUUUAGACCUUUUUAUUUCUAAAGAGGAAAACAUAAUAAAUUCUUAAUUUACUACUUUUAUAUAA